Molecule: messenger RNA, 3805 nt
Organism: Elgaria multicarinata webbii
Lineage: Eukaryota; Metazoa; Chordata; Lepidosauria; Squamata; Anguidae
Gene: WDR36
Product: WD repeat domain 36
Exons: 23
Coding region: 1-2712 (903 amino acids)
Biological process (GO): rRNA processing
Cellular component (GO): Pwp2p-containing subcomplex of 90S preribosome; small-subunit processome
Molecular function (GO): protein binding
Source: RefSeq, a predicted model, not a curated record
AUGUCGGUGGCGGGCGAAGCCGGUCAGGGGAGCCCCGGGGCGGGCGGGGGCAGCGCGCUCUUCGAUGGCUUCCGCGCGCUCGGUCUCUAUUCCAACCACUUGGCACACGUGCUGCGCUUCCACCACCGUCACCGGGAGUUCUACCUGGUCACCGCUGCGGGGAGGAGCUUCCACACUUACAACGUAAAGAAACUAGGCAUAGUUGCUGUUAGCAAUGCUUUGCCACAGAAUAUUACAUGUUUGGCAGCUGACAGAAUGCUGGUCUUUGCAUCAUGUGGCAGUCUUCUCAAUGCUUUUGCUCGGAACAAAGAGGUGGUUCACACAUACAGAGGUCAUAGGACAGAUGUUCAUCUUGUGCUGCCAUUUGGGGAUCAUGUGAUAGCUGUAGAUAAUGAUAACGUUCUUAUUAUUUGGGAUAUACAGUCAGAAGAAGAAUACUUGCAGCUAAAUUUUGAUAAGACCGUGUUUACCAUUUCUGCCAUUAUGCACCCCAGUACCUAUCUGAAUAAAAUUCUUCUGGGUAGUGAACAAGGAAAUCUACAAUUGUGGAACAUAAAAUCCAGCAAACUUUUAUAUACAUUUCCAGGAUGGGGUGCAGGAGUGACGGUCCUUCAACAGGCACCAGCAGUGGAUGUCAUUGCAGUGGGUCUUGUGUCUGGUCAUAUCAUAGUGCACAAUAUUAGGUUUGAUGAAACACUGAUGAAAUUUCAACAAGAUUGGGGUCCCAUAACAGCAAUAUCAUUCCGAACAGAUGGGCAUCCAGUUAUGGCUGCUGGAAGUCCCAUUGGACAUAUUGGAUUGUGGGACCUAGAAGAAAAGAAACUUCUGGGCCAAAUGAGAGAUGCACAUUCCACAGCAAUUUCCGGCAUGUCAUUUGUUCAGGGAGAGCCACUUCUUAUUACUAAUGGUUCGGAUAAUGCUAUAAGAGUAUGGAUCUUUGAUGGCCCUGGAGGAAGUGGUAGAUUGCUGAGGUACCGAAUGGGACAUAGUGCGCCUCCAACAAAAAUCAGAUAUCAUGGACAAAAUGGGCAGCAAAUUCUUAGUGCUGGUCAAGAUGGUACCUUGCAGUCAUUUUCCACAGUACAUGAAAGAUUCAAUAAAAGUUUAGGACGUGGUUCCAUAAAUAAAAAGAAAUCAAAGAAGAAAGGACUUCAGUAUGAUACAAUGGCACUUCCACCUAUUACAACAUUUGCAACAGAGGUAGCUCGUCAAAGUGACUGGGAUGGGAUCAUUGCUUGCCAUCAAGGUUAUGUAACCUGUACCACCUGGAAUUAUCAGAAAACCUCAAUGGGAAUCCAUAAAUUGAAACCAAAAGACUUCAGCAAAAAUAAACCCCUUGGUGUAUAUGCAACAGCAGUAGAUAUCACUUCCUGUGGAAACUUUGCUGUAAUUGGGCUUACGACAGGACAUGUGGAUAUAUACAAUAUGCAGUCUGGUAUUCACAGAGGACGUUAUGGCAAAGAAAAAGCUCAUGAAGGCUCCAUAAGAGGAGUAGCAGUGGAUGGAUUGAAUCAGCUUACAAUCACAGUGGGAAGUGAAGGAUUGAUCAAGUUCUGGAAAUUCAAGACCACAAAAUUUGUUCACUCUACUGAUCUCUUGACUUCUCCAAGUAAAAUGUUGCUUCACAGAGACAGUGGCAUUCUGGGAAUUGCAAUGGAUGAUUUUGGCAUCAUGGUUCUGGAUAUAGAAACAAGAAAAAUUGUAAGGAAGUUUUCAGGGCACCAAGGUCAGAUAAAUGACAUGGCUUUCAGUCCUGAUGGCCGUUGGCUAAUAACUGCAUCCAUGGACUGUACUAUUAGGACUUGGGAUCUACCAUCUGGAUGUCUUGUUGACUGUUUUCUAUUAGAUUCAGCAGCAGUAAGCAUUACUAUGGCUCCAACUGGGGAUUUCCUAGCUUCUUCCCAUGUGGAUGAUCUUGGAAUUUACCUAUGGUCUAACCGUUCCUUGUAUUCGCUUAUCUCUUUGCGUCCACUCCCAGCAGAUUAUGAGCCGUCUGUGGUAAUGCUUCCUGGAAGUUGUCCUGCUCGAGAUGUAGAUGUCAUGGAAGAGGAAGAAUCUAGUGAUGAGAUGAUAGAAUACGAUUCUCCAGAGCAGCUGGGAGAAGCAUUAGUGACUCUUUCUGUGUUGCCAGAAUCUAGAUGGAAGAACCUGCUCAAUCUUGAUAUUAUUAAGCAAAAGAAUAAGCCCAAAGAGCCACCAAAAGUGCCAAAAUCUGCACCAUUCUUCAUCCCCACAGUUCCUGGUCUCGUACCACGAUAUGCUUCCGUUCAACAUGAAAAUGAUGGUCAACAGUCAAAACUAGUAAAUCUUGGCAUAUUGGCACAAAAAUCUGAAUUCCACUUACAGCUUGAAGAAGCCCUGAGAAGCAGCAAUUAUACGUCUCCACUUAGUAUUCUGAAGGACAUGGGGCCAUCUAAUAUUGAGACAGAACUGAGAGGCUUGUCACCUGAUGGUGGUGGCACCAUUGAGGUCAUGAGGAGCUUCCUAAGAAUGAUUGAGGCAAUGCUGAAUACAAAGUGUGACUUUGAACUGGCUCAAGCAUACCUCGCAUUGUUUCUGAAGUUGCACUUUAAAACCCUUUCCUCAGAGCCAUCUUUGCUGGCAGAAGUAUCCAGGCUGUCACCCCAACUUGAGGAAAUCUGGAUUCAUUUACAGACUCUUUUCAACCAAAGCCUUUGCAUUUUAAAUUACAUGAAGACUGCUUUGUUAUAAAGUACCUUUUGUUCUGUAAAAAAUCAAGAUGUUGAAUCUCCAGUUUCUUGUAUAAAGCAUGUUUCAUGAUGAAUAUGUGUGGGGGUUUUUAAAAAAAGUUAAAUAUAUUUUGUUCAGAUUUAAAUAUGAAUCUCUGCUCUCUUCACAAAUUCGCAGUGUGGAUUUUCUAUUUAAACUGCAAAUAAAAGUAAAUUCCCUGUCCUAAAUUAAGACAUUUAUUAUGAUAAAAUACCCAGUAUCUAAUAAUAAAUCAAAGCAAUAUCAACAAGAGCUGAUGUCUGCUGAAUGACCUGAACGCUGGGCAGGUGUGGAUCUAGUUAGUGAUCAUAUUGGAAGAACACGUGGAACCCCAUGAAAGAGUGGGAUAGUGAACAUGGUAAGAGGUAAAAAUCUGAACUUCUCUGUGCUGAAAAACACUUGUGUAUAUUGCAUUGAUGUCUGCAUUAGCUGUAAAAUUUAUUGGGCUGCAAUCCUAUACGCACUUACAUGGGAGUAAGUCCCAUUGGGGCUUACUUCUAAAUGGACAUGUAUAGAAUUACACUGUUAACAAAUAUAAUUGUAAGGUACAUCACUUUAAACCAGUUUGGAGCUUUUCAUAAACUUUAGACAUCACAGUAUAUCGCAGAAACUUGUCCUGUACAGUGAUGAGGAUUUUGUUGGAAAAUAUUGAUUUGGAAAAAUUUUCAAUGCUAAUUAGGGUCCUUCGCAUAGGGAAAUUUUCAGUUUGCAUUGGAAAAUGUUCUGAUACCCUAGAGCAGGGGUCGGCAAAUUGUGGCUGUCUAGAUGUUUGGCCUACAACUCCCGUCAUCCCUCACCUUUGGCUAUGCCAGCUAGAGCCUAUGGGAGCCAUAGCACAACAUAUCUAGAUGGCUACAAGUUGCACAAUCCUGCCCAAGAGAGAUGUAAUUUAGCAUAUUUAUUUUAUUUGUAUUUAGUAAACAGCAAAGCUAAAAAAAAAAAGGUACUGCAGGUUAACUUUUUGUCUCAACAUACCACAAGUAUUUGAUCUGGAAUAUUUGAGGGAGGGGGGAAUAAAAAGACACAUGAUGUGAUUUAAAUGUUAUAUCAUGUAGAAUAUUUAUUUGGAAUACAA